Sander lucioperca (pikeperch) is the source of this 1112-nucleotide messenger RNA. RefSeq lists its product as uncharacterized. The coding region runs from base 20 to 754 and encodes 244 amino acids. NCBI's taxonomy places the organism in Eukaryota, Metazoa, Chordata, Actinopteri, Perciformes, Percidae. The transcript has 5 exons. The record is from RefSeq and is a predicted model, not a curated record.
AUAUGACACAUUUUGCAAAAUGGAGCUUGUCGUACUUCUCUGUGCCGUUUCUCUGCUGCAUUCAUGUGAAGCUCGAGAGCCCAGUGCUGAGACUCCUGUGUUUGUGAGGAAAGGAGAGGAUGUCUUUCUGAAUGUCACAAUAGCUGAUGUUUCUACAGAAGAUCUUGUUUUCUGGAGAUUCAAUAAAACAGUUAAUUUAGCACGGUUUUCACCUGGUAUAUUCGUCUUUGAUAAUUACAAAGAAAGGAUUGAGUUUCUUGAGAAAUACUCUGUGAAAUUGAAGAAUCUACAAGAGGCAGACAGUGGAGUUUAUACUGUAUUAGUGUCUGGGGAUAAAGAAAAACAAAUAACUGGAUACAAGAUCACAGUUCAAGAUCCAGUGUCUCCAGUUAAUCUGUCAGUGGACUCUGUGUCUAACAGCUCAGACUGGUGUAACCUGACAGUGAGCUGCAGAGCACAGGACUCUCACAUUAACAGCAUCUUUAGAUGUGACACCCACACCUGCAGUCAGGAGGGAGGAGAGAGACCACAGGUCACACCCUCUGCUGCUGAUCUCCAUGUCUACCUGUCCAAUGGCUCCAUCAUCUGUAACCAUAGCAACCAGGUCAGCUGGAAAAAGGACAUGAAAACAAUUGAAAAUGUCUGCCCCCGACAUGAUGGUCCAGAGAGUGUCUCUGCUGGUCUCUCUGUGUGCCUGCUGAAGACAGCCGUGUUGUCCGUCGGUCUGAUCAUCACAUGGAUGCAAACAAUGUAAGAUUUAAAAAGUAUUUGUUCAAAAUCUGGGAAAAAUGAAUUUCAACUCAUUUGUAAAGGUUAAAUGAUACUUUAAAUGCAAUUUUGCAAGUAUAAUUCAUGUAAAUAUUGUUUCUCCAAAACAAACAAAAUCAAACAAAACUCCCAAGGGCACCUUUUAUGCAAAUGCUGAUGAUUCUAGAUUAUCCAUUGAUUAUACCCAAUAAUCACUGUGCUCACUUUGUAAAUAAAAUGAUUGUACAGAGAUCUUCCAAAAUACUUUAAAGAGGCGCUAUGCAGUUUUGGCCAUUUCUUCGCUUUUUGCUCGCAGGUUUCUCUAUAGAGCUCCCCCUACAGCUUCAGAAUAGAUAUUUGGCAGC